AACAUGCCACCUCGCCCACAUGAUCCCUUCAAUGAUGCACCGCGGCGUCCCACAUCGCGCGCAACAAGUCACUUGCACGACACGUACAGUUCUGGAGGCCAUGCCCUGCGGGCUAACUCGGCCGCACGCAGCCUCUUUGCUCCAACACUCUCACGACGUCCAACUGCAACUGGCCCUUCCUCGACGCAUCUGAACGAGUUGGUCCUCGAAGACUCGGACGAUGCUGGAGACAGGAUGAGCAGGCGUGCUGCCGCUGCUGGUAGGGCAACCCGGACCAGGCGAGCCAGAGCCGCCACUGAGACAACCAUUGAACCCGAUGAAGGAAACCAGCCCGAGCCUCUUGGAGAUAUGGUCGUGAGAGACGAAAGAGGCGACUAUUUGCACGAGGUUCCUGCUUUAGGGGAGCACAUCAAUGGCGCAGAGGAUGAAGACCUCGAAGAUGAACAACGUUUGACGGCUCUCAUACAAGAGUAUUGGGCAUCUGGAACUGCCGCUGGUGGAAGGAACAGCAAGAGAUGGGACGAGCAUGGUCCGUCUCUUACUUUGUCUCUACCUUUGCUAGCUAACGAAUUCUCCCANGAACUUGAAAGACCUAAAGCAGAAGUCAUGACACGACUACGAGACUCCGUCGGCAAGACGCUCAUCAAUGAGCAGUGGCUGUAUGAGCCAAGUGAUUACAUGAAGGCAUUGUUAGUCGAGAACCAUGGACGCGUAUAA
Molecule: messenger RNA, 717 nt
Organism: Aureobasidium vineae
Lineage: Eukaryota; Fungi; Ascomycota; Dothideomycetes; Dothideales; Saccotheciaceae
Source: the annotation of a GenBank genome assembly